Culicoides brevitarsis is the source of this 2199-nucleotide messenger RNA. RefSeq names its product phosphatidylinositol 3-kinase 2-like. The coding region runs from base 142 to 1821 and encodes 559 amino acids. The transcript is spliced from 6 exons. Lineage: Eukaryota; Metazoa; Arthropoda; Insecta; Diptera; Ceratopogonidae. Gene Ontology annotation, cellular component: membrane. Gene Ontology annotation, molecular function: G protein-coupled receptor activity. Gene Ontology annotation, biological process: G protein-coupled receptor signaling pathway. The record is from RefSeq and is a predicted model, not a curated record.
UUACCACUCGCUACAAGCACGUUUCUGAAUCGUGCAUGGACACACGGUGACCUACUGUGUCGCUUGUUUCCCUUAUUGCGAUACGGCCUCGUUGCUGUCAGCCUGUUCACAAUUUUAGCAAUUACUAUAAAUAGAUAUGUUAUGAUUGGACAUCCAAGAAUUUACCCAAAAAUUUACCAACGAAAGUUUUUGAUUGUCAUGGUGGUCGGUUGCUGGCUUUUUGCCUUCUUGCCGCUGAUUUUCACGUGGUCCGGGCACUGGGGAAAAUUCGGCUUGGACAAAAACAUCGGAUCUUGCUCCAUUUUGCCAGUUGAAGGUCACUCACCAAAAGAAUUUCUCUUUAUAAUUGCAUUUGCGCUGCCGUGCCUCUGCAUCAUAAUUUGCUACGCUCGCAUUUUCUACAUUGUCCGCAAGACACACGAGUCUGUGAUAAAGUCCGUGGGAUCGAUCAAGAUUGUUCACACAAACAGCAACAUGAAACUAACGGCAAGCAAUGCUCCAUUGGCCGAGGAGGAAAAACUCUGCUACGACGAGAAGAAGCAACAAAUGCAACCAACGACGCCACCGCCGCCGCCACAAGAGAAUAAUUCCGAAAAGCAAUUGUUUCCGAAGCACAAUAAUCACUACAUGGACAACAAUAGGCGACGACGACGAACGAUGACGAAGAAAAAUAACAAUAAUAAUGAUCAUCGUCAUCACGAGAAAAGUCACAAAAUUCACCGAAACAGCAACAGCAGCGAUUGUAAUAAUCAUGCGGCAGCUAUUGUCGUGACACAAGAACAACCAAGCAAUAUUAGUGUGGGAAGUAGUUAUAAUAGCAGCAGUAGUGCGAGCAAUAACGAGAAUAAUAUUUUCACGUGGAAAAACGAAAGCAACGGAAGCGAACGAACGACAAAGGACGUCGAUAUAUCGCGAACCAGCAGUCUCUACAAUCGCCAACGACGAUACCUGAGCAAAUUGGACAAAGACGAGGACCUAAAGUUCAUUGACACCAGCAUCGAAAGUGACCUGCCACCGACACUCUCCAACUUACGGCAGAAAGACGCACGAAAAUUAUCUGCACAAUUAAGUGUAAGAAUAAAUGAAAUGAAUAAUUUUGUAAUAAAUGGUGCAACGGCAGCGGCAGCAGCAACAACUACGGCGGAUUUGCAUGAUGAUGACGAUAAAAUUGCAAAUGAAUUCGACUCGGCAAUGGAAUACAGUAGCAGUGUGACGACAAAUAACAGCAGUAGUUUAGCUACGGAACAGAUUUAUCGCGAAAUUAAGGAUGCCAACAAAUUAAGCAACAGUACGCAAUACCUCGCUGUACAAAUUGAGCCGUCAUCAAGUUCAGGCAUUGAAAUUCCGUAUGACCACGAUACAAAAUGUGCUGAUACCACAACGUCGAACAACGUGGCUCCGUCUCCGUCGAAUUGCAUGGUGAAAAAGCGUUCUUUCGUACAAAAGCUACGCAAAAGUACGCGUCUUGCACACCGAAAACGCUCGAUGGGCAACACAUCUGGUGCCUCGAUGAUGUAUCCGGGUCGCAUGACACCCAAAGAUCGUCGACUCUUGAAAAUGAUUCUCGUUAUUUUCGUAUCGUUUGUCAUUUGUUACCUGCCAAUCACCAUUAACAAAACCUUCGAAAGCAUCGGACAGAAUCAUUUCAUGAAUAUCACGGGAUAUCUUCUCAUCUACCUGACAACUUGCAUCAAUCCCAUCAUUUAUGUCGUGAUGAGCUCGGAAUAUCGACAGGCGUACAAAAAUUUGCUAAUGUGCCGUAAUGGAAAUGUGCGACAGGGCAAAAUGGAAAUUCAACGGAAUGCCUCGCCACGAGCAUGACAAAAAAUUAUAUUUGCAUCGAAAGCUGUGAUGAUGACGACGACAACAACAUCGUCCGCGACAACCACGAGCAAUGUGACAGCCAGUACGUCGACAACCAAAUGAAAGGCUCUGGCGUUCGUUACAUUGCGUGACCAACAACGAUGAUGAAACGACGAAAAAUUAGUAAUUUUUAACAUUCCAAAAGUAGUUAAAGCAAAAUUUAAAAGAAACAGGAUUUUAAAUCUGAAUUUAAUUCAAUUAGGAAGUAAAUCAAAAGAGGAAAAAAUAUACGAUUCACUGCCAAAUCGGUAAUUAAGUGUCUUCAAAAACUCAUCAAAAUGAGAAAUUUAUUAAAAUAGUAUUAAAGCUUUUAUUCGAAAAUAUUUAAAAAAACAA